Adineta ricciae is the source of this 1794-nucleotide messenger RNA. The record is from the annotation of a GenBank genome assembly. NCBI's taxonomy places the organism in Eukaryota, Metazoa, Rotifera, Eurotatoria, Adinetida, Adinetidae.
AUGAUGGAUGAAGAGCCAACAAACGAAACGAUGGAAACCUAUCCAACACGAGUCUACAGCAGGUCAGAUGGCGAUGGACCUGAUAACAAAGAAAAUGUGGUACUUCGAUCGAUCGUCGGCACUUCCGAUCGACAUGUUCCACUGGUUGAGCAUCGGUCACCGUCAUCAGUUUCAGUGCUAGAUGCACCGUCAGCAUCAAUGUAUACACUUGGAACACGUUAUCAACCGAUUCCACAACAGUAUCUACCGAAAAAGUCGGAUCCGAAAGUCUAUUACAUCAAUUCGGAGUCAACCGAUGAAUUGCCACGUAUUAAUCAAAAACGAGACGUUUCACCUAAGUACCAAGCAGAAAAACCCUACGAAGAACAAAUUGUUUUCCUCGAACCGCAAGUGAUAUCGCAACCCGUCCUUUACAGCGUUGCUGGUGAAAAAUAUACACCGAGAUCUAGCCAACCGGUGACGAUUACUGAACAACCACCGUCACCCGUACUUUAUUCUCUCAAUAAUCGACCUCGUACCGUCGACAUGGUCAGUAAUACACUGGAAAGUUCGACACCAGUAAUCGACAAAACUCCUAUUGUUUAUUCAUGGGCUGGAAAUUCACGUUUACAGAAUGAAAUGUCUGAACCAUCUAAAAAACACUUACAAGCGACACCCAAUGUUUAUUCAGUUACAGGUAGUCCGGCACGCACAUCUCGUGGCGUUCAAGUAAGCACACCCACUCCGACACAGCCAGCACCGAUCCUAUAUACUAUCGUGGAUGAUGCACCUAUUACAGUUGAAAAGCCAAAACAAACUCGACCAUUGUCACCACCAGUACGGUCAAAAGAGCCAGUAAUAUUUAAAUUGGAUAACGAACCCAAUGUUCGCGAACAGCAACCACAACCGACGCCUGGACCUCCAAAGGGCGCGAUGAUGUAUACAUUAGCUAACGAGCCAAACGCUCGAAAACAACAACAGCAAAUAAUACCAGCACCUCCGAAGGAUACGGCUAUCUAUACAUUAGACAAUGGAUCUAGUACUCGAAGACAAAACCAACAACAACAACAACAGGAGGCAAUGGCAACACCGACACUCUAUGCAUUAGUUGGUAAACCGCUUUCGCCACUGCCACAAGAGAUUCGAUCGAAACCACCUGUUCGUAAAAAGACGCCGCCGCCAGCACCCGUCACCGUAACCACUCAUCGAUUGAGUCGUAGUCUCGAACGAAAGCCAGAUGUUAUCACCGAAGACGUUGUCACUUAUCCAGUAACAAAAACAUCACGGCAAACGCAACCAAAAGACACAUCCGUGCCCAAACCGGAACUGAUCAUCAUUCCAGCGAGUGAAGAACGUCGACUACGUCCUCACGUAUCGCUUCAACCACCACCUCCAUCUCAUACAAACAACGAAACGUCACCUCGCAAAACUAAUAUGAUAGCACAACAUUCUACAAAUAACACUUUCGACUAUCAAUCACCAUAUACAGCACGAACAUACAAACCGUACCGUGAAGUUAAAUACAACACCAACAAUAGAACCCUGCCUCCUAUUACCACUACUCAUUCAGAAAAGAAAGAGCGACCGCCACUCUAUGAACCACGUUACCGCGUUGAACGACAUCAUCCAUACGUUCCACUGAAACCAACUACUCUCGAGCGAUAUCCUGUGAAUACAAAACCACGUUCUAGUUUAUGGGACACUGGUUAUCAAACCCAAACGGAUGAUGAUGAAGAUUAUGAGCACAGAUUGAACAAGAAAAGUCGAACAUACAAAACCUUCCGAGCACGCGCACCAUGGAUACCAGUUUGGUGA